Messenger RNA from Pipra filicauda (Wire-tailed manakin), 2584 nucleotides. RefSeq names its product zinc finger protein 692. Gene Ontology annotation, cellular component: kinetochore; chromosome. Gene Ontology annotation, molecular function: chromatin insulator sequence binding. Lineage: Eukaryota; Metazoa; Chordata; Aves; Passeriformes; Pipridae. The record is from RefSeq and is a predicted model, not a curated record. The transcript is spliced from 14 exons. The coding region runs from base 435 to 2114 and encodes 559 amino acids. Gene Ontology annotation, biological process: regulation of transcription by RNA polymerase II.
ACACUGUCCCCUCCCUACGGGACCCAGGGCUGGCCCUGCACUCACCCACACAUUUUCCCAGGAUCGUGUUUUGUAUAUUCCUUGUUUCUGAUCCAUCCUGGAGACACGGGGACUCCUCUGCCUUCUCACCAUUCUUCCAGUUGCUUCUACCCUCCAUAUCUUGAAUCACUGCAAAGUUAGAAGAGGCACCUCCCUGACCGGGACAAGCCCCCUCUUGAACAUGAGGCAUCGCUAGGGGUGAAAUAAAAACCCUCUUUGAGUCGGAUUUAACAGGAGCACCGUGUCAGACUGUAGAGAAUACGCAGAGAACAGUCCAGAGAGGGACUGGGAACUCACUUAUCCCAGCAUUAGGUGCCUUCAUCGUCCCUCCUGGUAAUGGUGGCACGGCAAAUGGAGGCGGGUCCCGUAACGGGACGCGUGAUCAGCGGUGACCAAUGAGAGGGCAGAAAAGCAGCCAAUCGGAGCGAGGCAGAGAUCACACCAUGGGGAACACGCAUGCCCCGCGCGGGACUUCACCUCCCAGCGUCCCCCGCGGCCCUCCCCGCGCGAGGUGGGCGUGGCCUCCGCCAUCUUGGCGCGGUCCCUCAGCGGCGCGAGGGAGGGAGGGGGGGCACGUCCGGCGGCUCUUAAAGGGGGCACGGCCCGGGGUGGGGCCCCCUCGGCGCGGGAUGGAGCGCGGAGCGGCGGAGGAGCCCCCGGCGCGGGGGGGUCGCCCCCGAGCCCCCGAGGUUGUCCGGCGGCAGCGGCGGCGGGAGUUGGACGCGCGGCGGAGCCGCUGCCGGAUCCGCAUCGGGGGGCACCUGGAGCGCUGGUGCCGCCUCAAGGAGCAGCUCGGCUUCGCCCUGCACUCCCAGCUCGCCCAGUUCCUGCUCGACAGGUACAGCGACCCCGGCGGCACCCGGAGCUCAGGGGACCCGGGGGAUCCUGGCCACCUCCACGCGGCCUCCCUGCAGCGCCUGGUGCUGCUGUCCCACGGGCACGGGCAGGAGUGCGGCUUCGUGCCCGACGUGCGGCCGCGGGCGCCGGGCAGCGCCGAGCCCCUGGUCUGGGAGUGCGUGGCCGGGCACCGCUUCUCCUGGGGGGGGCCCGGGGGGGCCGGGACACCCCCACGAGCACCCCCGGGAGCCCCCCCGGGGCCGGGAGACCCCGAGGAGGAGGAGGGCACAGCCCCCCAGGUGCCCCCCGAGCCGUCCCCCGUGGCAGCAGCGGGCGGGAGCUCCAGCCCCGGGAAGGAGCCCGGGAAGGAGCCCCGGGAGCAGCAGGAGCAGCAGGAGCAGGAGGAGGAGGAGGAGGAGGAGGAGGAGGAGGAAGGUGACCUGACCUACAGCGAUGACCUGAGGGACCAGAGCUACCACCCGGGCAGUGACCCCGAGCCCCCGUCCCGGCCGAGCCGCCCCCGGGCCCGCGGGAAGGAGAAGGAGAAGCCCCCCCAGGAGCCCCCCCAGGAGGAGGAGCAGGAACAGCCCCCCCUGGAGCCCCCCCGGGACCCCCCCGAGGAGAGGAGCGGCCGGGGCUGCCGGAGGAGGACGCAGGGGAAGGACGAGGAGGAGGCUCAGAUCGGCCCCAAAAGGAUCAGGAAGGCGGCGAAGCGCGAGAUCCUCCUCUGCGACUUCGAGGGCUGCGGGAAAAUCUUCUCCAACCGCCAGUACCUGAACCACCACCAGAAGUACCAGCACGUGCACCAGAAAACCUUCACCUGCCCCGAGCCCUCCUGCGGGAAAUCCUUCAACUUCAAGAAGCACCUCAAGGAGCACCAGAAGCUGCACAGCGACCAGCGGGAUUUCAUCUGCGAGUUCUGCGCCCGCUCCUUCCGCACCAGCAGCAACCUCCUCAUCCACCGGCGCAUCCACACCGGGGAGAAGCCCCUCCAGUGUGAGAUCUGCGGGUUCACGUGCCGCCAGAAGGCCUCCCUGAACUGGCACAUGCGCAAACACGACGCCGACUCCUCGUACCAGUUCCCCUGCGACGUGUGCGGGAAGAGGUUCGAGAAGAGGGACAACGUCACCGCCCACAAGAGCAAGAGCCACCCCGGGGGGGCCCCCAAAGGGACCCCAAAGGCGUUUGGGGGCGGGGGCGUCGGGCAGGACCCGGACACGCCCCGGGGGGGGUCGUAGGGGGGCUCAUCCCUUGGUUUGGGGGGGAUGGAGGGGCCAGAGGGGACCCCGGGGGCCAAAAACGCAGCAAGGGGGGGAAUUCCCGGCUUUUCCGCCAAAUCCUGGGGCCAAUCCCGGCUUUUCAGCCAAAUCCCGGGUGAAAUCCCGAUUUUUCCAUCAAGCCCUGGGGCAAAUAUCCCAGUUUUCCUGCCAGAUCCUGGGUGAAAUCCCAGUUUUUUAGCCAAAUCUCGGGUGAAACCCCCAAUUUUCCAUCAAGCCCUGGGGCAAAUAUCCCAGUUUUCCUGCCAAAUCCCGGGUGAAAUCCCGAUUUUCCCACCGAGCCCUGGGUCAAAUCCCGGCUUUUCAGCCAAAUCUGGGGUGAAAUCCCCAAUUUUCCCACCAAUCCCACUUUUUCCUGCCAAAUCCUGCCACGAGUGGAGCCCGAGGGUGCCAAAACCCCCUAAAUAAAGACUUAUUUUGGGUAAAAAAAA